CUAAAACUAAAAUAAUCUAUCAGAUCCCUUCAGUUCAAACUGCUCCAGGCUAAAAGCUGCCAGAGCAUUUCACACUAUAAGAGAGCAAAGAUCAGAUGAAACAUCCCUUUGUCCCCUGCAAAUGGCACAUUAGCGCUAAUGGCCCAUUAGCCAGAGCCUAGGGCUUGCCAAUCAGAAGGGCGGAGGUUUAAAUCUGCAGGUUGCUCGGUCCCUGCUCCUUCCAACCUAGCAGUUCGAAAGCACGUCAAAGUGUAAGUAGAUAAAUAGGUACCGCUACAGCGGGAAGGUAAAUGGCGUUUCCGUGUGCUGCUCUGGUUCGCCAGAAGCAGCUUUGUCAUGCUGGCCACAUGACCUGGAAGCUGUACGCCGGCUCCCUCGGCCAAUAACACGAGAUGAGCGCCGCAACCCCAGAGUUGGUCAUGACUGGACCUCAUGGUCAGGGGUCCCUUUACCUUUACUUAAUAGCUCAUUAGCAUAAUUAAAUCCAGACGGUCUCCUCCAUGUAUUUCACAAUGUUUAAUCAAAUCGUGAUAAUUUUAACCAGACAUGUCCCAAGUCCGUUUCGGGGGUCUAAUCCAGCUCACUGGCCUAAUCCAGCCCCUGUGGCAGUUUAUUUCCUGGGGUAAAAUCCUAAAAAAGAGAGCUCAACUUCAAUCCUAAAAAAAGGUCAACAACUUUGGUCAGCCAUCACACGUUCACUUCAUCAAAUCUGGCUCUCUUUGAAAAAGUUUGGACACCCCUGAUAAACUUUUCCUAAAUCAAGGAAUUAUGGGGAGUCUGCUCCUCCCUCCCCCAAUUCAAAACAGUAUAUUUCUUUUGUAUUAGCAUGUUUUAAUGUUGUUCACUACUUUUGGGAGUUUUGGGGGUGAAAAGCAGUAUAUAAAUAAAACAUAUCCUAACAAGAUCCCAGACACCCAUCACUCCUGGUCCUCUAGUCAACUGGAUCCCAAACUGAUUAAGAAAGAGGAAGCAGAGAGCAGGAAAAAGGCAAACACAGGUACCACUUCUUAAAAUUUGGACACGGUUGGGUUCCCAUCCCCACGUGGCAGAGUGUUGCCAUUGUUGUGAGGGUUAAAGGGAGAAGAUUUUCUGCUUUUUGGCCAAGAUCAAACGUAGGAUCUGCUCUUACCAGUUUAAUAACUGGCAUGUCCUCUGCUAAACAAUAAAUACAAAUACAACCUUUGACCUUUCAAACUUUGGGUGGGCGGGUCAUUGCGUUUAGUCGUUACUAUGCUAUUUCCCCCCACGCCCAUGGUUUUAUAUUGUAAAAUCUUCGGAUGAAGGGCGGAUACAUGCCACCUUGCAAAUGUAAGAAAGACAAGUGGUGCAAUCAAAGGGCAUUUAAGCACUACCAUUAGCAUAUCUUCAUGGGUGUGAGUCGUUUCCUGAAAAGUGCAUUACUGUAUUCUGUUUUUUUUGUCCCCUCGCCCCAAUUCUCUUCAGCGCCACGCCCCCUUCAGACCGAUUGGCGUCUUGCUCGUCUCGGUGUUGUGCCGCGUCUACGCUUUCGCCCGUGUCCUCCUUUCCGUUUCUCCUCGGUUUGCAGGGAUCCAGGCUGCGAAGACAGUAGGGAUCCUCCGUCUUUGGACCCCAUAUUUACCUCUGCCGCUGCGGGGCGGGACUCUCUUUCUCCCGCGUUGCCCAGACCGCGCAUUUUGCGCGCAAGGAGGCACACCCAUGGCCGCUGCCGGAGACCCCUCCAUAACUCUCCAGGACGAAGCGACUUGCUCCAUCUGCUUGGAUUACUUCCGCGACCCGGUGAUGAUCAUCGACUGCGGGCACAGCUUUUGCCGACCCUGCAUCGCCCAGUGCCCGGAGGGGCCGGGCCGCGACCUCUCCUCUUGCCCCCAGUGCAGGAUAGCUUUUCCCCGGGGCAACCUCCGGCCCAACAGGCACUUGGCGAAUAUGGCCGAAGCGAUACAGCGCCUCCGCCAGCAGCGCCUAAGCCUAGCCCAAGGGGAGUCCAAGAAGAAAGCGCCGAAGUUGUGCGGGAAGCACUACGAAGCCCUCCGGCUCUUCUGCCAAGAGGACCGCGCCUUCAUCUGCCUGGUCUGCAGGGAAUCCCGGGCGCACAAAGCGCACGCCACCCUCCCCAUCAACGAGGCUUCCCAGGAUGCUAAGGAUCAGCUCCAAAGUUGCCUAACAACCUUGAAGGAGGAGAGAGAUGAAAUUUUGAAGGGGAUUGAAGUGUGCAGUCAGAGAGAAAUUCAGGAAAUGAAGAAUCGUCUGGGAAGCAUCAGGGAUCAAGUUGCGGGAAACUGGGAACUACAAGUUGUGGGAAACUGUGCAGAGCUCAUGCAGUCAAUCGACAAAAUAGCCAGUGAAUUCUCAGAGCGCAGCUCUCAUCUCGCCAAACUGAUUAAAGAGGUAGAGGAGAAGUGCCUGAAGUCUGCCUUUGAACUCCUGCAGGAUAUGGAUCCCUUGCUGAGCAGAUGCAACAUAGAAAUAUCUGGGAAACCCAAAGCUGAUCUGAAUAAGAAAGUUGAGUUGCUUAAUGAAAAACUACAGCUGGUGCAGCGUCAGCUUUCAGAACAUCCAAAACCGGCCAGUCUGAGAGCAGACUAUGUUCAUGCCAACACGGUGAAAUCAAAAUGGAAAAGAAAAAACGUGGUGUUUGAUCCGGAAACAGCCCAUCCCCGAUAUAUUGUGUCUUCAGAUGGAAAAUCAGUAUGGUGGGGAAAUGUACGCCAGGACUACCCCUACAGUUCAAUUAGGUUUGAAUACGCCCGCUGUCUACUUGGAAUGCGGGGAUUCAGCUCAGGGAAACAUUAUUGGACAGUGGAUGUUGAGGGUGUCAAUCAUUGGGCUGUGGGCGUAGCCAGAGAGUCUGUGGAGAGGGAUAGAGAAAUUAAUUUUGAACCUGAUGAAGGGAUCUGGGCAGUGGGCUUUCGCCGCAAUGAUCAGUUCAAAGCUCUGACUUCACCACCUACCUAUUUGGACCCAGAAGAGGGCCCAACACAAAUCCAAGUUUCGUUGAACUACGAAGCAGGGACUGUGGCUUUUUAUGAUGCUGAAGAUAAGACCCGCCUCUUUAUUUUCGAGUCAAUUGAUUUUGAAGAGGAGGAAGUUUUCCCCUUUUUCCGGAUUGUAGAUCCAUCAGCUUGCCUCCAGCUGUGCUACUAAAGCACAUGGUCCUUGACCUUUGCUUUGCCUUUCCUGGGUGCUCAGACGAGUCCAGAUGUUAGUCCCAUAGAGCAGCGGAUAUCAUUUCUGUGCACAUUGUCUUUGAAAGUCUGCAUAGGCUGCAGUUUCCAUCCCAGGCUGCUGUCCCACAUUCUCCUUCAACAAAGGACCAAGGUGUUUUGGGUUGACUCUGCAGAUGAUUGCUUUAUAAUUCAGUACAGCAAAGAAGCACUAUAAUAUUGCAAAUAAUGUUCCUUUACUGUUGCACCCUCUUAGUGGUGCCAAUGGGGGAUUUCCUCCCAAUGCAAAUAGAAGCUUCAGAGGAGGGAUUAUACUCAGGACCAAAGCAAAGGAGGAAAGGGUUAAAUCCCCCACCACCUUUUUUGGGAUUCUAAUACAGUAAUCAUUAGCUUCUCCUCUCAGCAUUUUGCAGCUUUACAAACCUGCAUUUUGAAUGCUAAAACAAAUAUUGUCUAUUUUUGACCCUUAGUCUUCCCCUAUAUUAACUGUACUGUUUGUUAGCGUAGAACUGUAGGAUUUUACUUUUAAUAAACCUGUGAUUUGAUGUAGCCAUUGCAGUCUUUCAAUCAUUUC
Messenger RNA from Zootoca vivipara (common lizard), 3717 nucleotides. RefSeq names its product E3 ubiquitin-protein ligase TRIM39-like. The record is from RefSeq and is a predicted model, not a curated record. Gene Ontology annotation, molecular function: protein binding; zinc ion binding. NCBI's taxonomy places the organism in Eukaryota, Metazoa, Chordata, Lepidosauria, Squamata, Lacertidae.